Messenger RNA from Petromyzon marinus (sea lamprey), 1409 nucleotides. The record is from RefSeq and is a predicted model, not a curated record. NCBI's taxonomy places the organism in Eukaryota, Metazoa, Chordata, Hyperoartia, Petromyzontiformes, Petromyzontidae.
AGCACCUGGCUUUGUCUGUGUGUUCUGAGCACCUGGCUUUGUCUGUGUGUGGGGGUUGGAUGUGGCCGUAGCUCAGCUCGAUCGUCACCCCCCACUCUCCCCCCUCCCCCUCACUCCCCCCUCCCUCUCCUCGGGGUCACGUGGGGGGGCCGUCUCGUCGCUGACACCGUCCCGGGGUGUCAUGGACGCCUCCGGGCUCUUAGCGGACGAGUGGAAUUACCUGGGCGAGGGAAACCGGAAUCUGGUCGUCGCUCACCGCGAGGGGAAGGAGGUCCUCAAGUUUCUCAAGUUCCCCGUGAAUGCCGCACAUGGCAACAAGAUGCUGGGUGCCCUGCCUGCCGUUCUAGACAGCACCAUCAUGUACACGGGCAGCAUCAUGGCGCCGCUCCUGGGGAAGAACUUCGUCCAUGCUGGGGAGGUGGUGUCGGUGCCCCGAAGCUUUGCCCGGAGCCUGGCCGUGCAGAUCGAGUCGGCACGGCCCGAGUCUCGGCACGACUCGCGCCUGGACGAGUGGAGUGGCCUGGCCGUGCGACUGCCCAACCUGACACGCCUGCAGAGCGGGACCACCCUGCCCACACCAGCGCCACCGACGCCAACGCAGCACGGUCCCUCGCCGGCGACCAGAGGGCAGCAGCUGACCCCCUCGCCGCCGCCGCCACCACCUCCACCCAGCGAGAUCCCCACAUUCUGCAUCGAGAUAAAGCCCAAGUGCGGCUUCCUGCCCGGCGCGACAAGUGUAGUGAAUCCUCUGAAGCGCCGUGUGUGCCGCUACUGCAUGCAGCAGUACCUCAAGGUCGCCAACGGGAAGUGUCGGCAGGUCAGCGAUUACUGCCCUCUCGACCUCUACUCGGGGGACGGGAGCCGUAUGUCCUUUGCCAUCAGGAGCCUCAUGAAGAAUUCUCAGAACAACUUCAGGGUGUUCAAGAACGGCACCCUCAUUUUCGGCUGCCGAGACGAGCAGGAGUGCCCCUGCGACCUGGGCGCCCUCGCCCACCACCUGCGCCCGCUCUUCCCGCCGCCGCCUGCACCGGGCGCGGCGCACGCGGAGGCCGCCGCGCCGGCCCGCCGGCACCAGCGGCGGCGGCGGCAGCGGCGCGCGGAGACGGAGCGGGCGGUGGGCGGCCUGGUGGGCCUCAUUGUCCACGCGCUGCUCAGCCCCCUGGGGGGGCCCGGCGGGGUGGACGUGGUCGGGGGGGGAGGGGCGGGGGGCCCCCCCCCCUCCCCCGACCUGCCAGGCCAGCCUGUACGCACGCAGCAGGGGGCACGCGUCCAGCGGCGAUGAGGCGGCGCCGCUACCGCAGGAGAGCGUGCUGGCACGCAUCCUCGCAGUGCAGCGCCUCGACCUGCUCGACAUCGAGGGCAUCACCCCCCUGUACCAGCGCGUGCGGGCACACAUGCACUCCGCCGGC